UUCCGAUAAUGACCAAUAGUGACAAACUUCACUUUGCUCACAGCCUGUCAAAUGUGUAAUGGCAUCGACAGUGGUUAUUGACACGAUGUUACAAAAUAAUGGAUUUCAGAUGAAAAAGAAAGAAGACACAGAAAAUAAAGACAAUUUAUGGUCCUCUAUUUUAGCAGAAGUACAAAAUAGUGGGAACAAUAAAUUACCAUCGAACAAGAAUGUUCUCGUUUUAGGUGACAAUGAAAGUGGGAAGACUACCCUUAUCGCUAAACUUCAAGGAGUUGAAGAUCCUAAAAAGGGUUCAGGCCUAGAAUUUGCGUAUAUUGACGUUCGAGAUGAUUACAGAGAUGAUCAAACUCGACUAUCCGUGUGGGUUUUGGACGGAGAUCCCGGACACGCAAAUCUUUUGAGGUUUGCUUUAAAUGCAGAGCGAUUUCCAAAUACUCUUGUCAUAUUAGUUGCUGCCAUGACAACACCUUGGGCCAUUUUAGAUCAAUUACAGGCUUGGGCUGAAUUAUUAGGCGAUCAUGUUGAUAAACUAAAUUUGGAGAAUGACGUCUGGCAACAUUGUAGACAACAAAGUGUUAAAAACUGGCAGGAAUACACAGAACCAGGCGAUGAACUUGAUCCUGGAAGUCCACUGAGGCGCACAAGUCGAAAUUUAGACGACGAAAGUGCGGAUAAUUUACCUCUUACCGAAGGAGUACUCACAACUAAUUUGGGACUGGACAUUGUUGUUGUCAUUACAAAGACUGAUUACAUGUCUACGUUGGAGAAAGAACAUGACUUCAGGGACGAACAUUUUGAUUUUAUGCAACAGUGGAUUAGAAGAUUUUGUCUGCAAUACGGUGCUGGUUUAUUUUAUACAUCAGCGAAGGAAGACAAAAAUUGUGAUUUACUUUACAAAUAUCUUACGCACAGAAUCUACUCCUUACCAUUUAGAACGCCUGCAUUGGUCGUUGAAAAAGAUGCCGUGCUUAUACCUGCGGGUUGGGAUAACUUGAAGAAAAUCAGUAUUCUUCAUGAAAAUCUGCAGUCUAUGAAGCCGGAAGAUUAUUAUCGAAAUGUUAUCGUACAACCACCUACAAAUAGAAAAUGCGUAACGCGAGAGGUGGAAAUUCAAGCCGAAGAUGAACAAGUGUUUUUGGCGAAGCAACAAGCAGCUUUGUCUGGAAUGAAAGAUCCAACACGAUCGCCAACGACGAGGAACCAGGCAAGCAUAGGACCAAUCGUUCAGGUGGCUUCUCCCAAUAAAAAGUUGGAUUCGAAAGGAGCCGGAAAUACUCCAUCGGGUGAAGGAGUCUUAGCAAGUUUCUUUAAUUCUUUAUUAUAUAAGAAAACUGGCUCCUCACCCGGUCCACCACCAGGCUCUCCAGGAAACGCUGGUACCAGUCCCAUUAAAGUCGAUGGAAUUGGAGUGGACAAAACAGCAAUGCGAAACGAUGCAGCUGCAGAAUUGGAUCGCAUUACCAGAACCAAAAAAAUACCACCGGCCGAUUUAAAUUCAUCGUCUGAGUGUUGAACUAGCACAACUUAAUUUUUGUGUCACAGCUGUAUAUCGAAUCAUCUUCACGCGGAUUUCAAAUCCCGUGAAAAGUUGAGCAUAAUUUAAUAGUCUAACUAGACCGAAUUUAUCGUCGUGUCGCUCUUUAAAUUAUUAAUUGAGGGUCAGUGCAAAAAAGAUGAUCAACGUACCACGUCUCGACAAAAAAAGUUAGAAAGCCUAGGUUUUUUUUUUAAUUUUUUUUUUUAAUUCAAUUUUAUGAAAGGAUUUACAGAUUAGUGUGGUACUUAAAUCCAAAACAAAUUAUUUAUUUAUCGUUUUCAGUGUUAAACCGCAGUGGACAAUAAUAACUCCUUUUGUUGCACCACUUUACUAACUAUUUUUCAUUAUUUUACCGGCUCAUGAAAUAAAGCGAUAUUUUUUCAAACAAUUUUAUGAUUUUUAAAACUUAGAUUGCUCCUUACUAUUUCAUUCUAUUCACUCUCGUUCAUUUAUCAAAAUAUUGAGAUUAUUUAAAAUUAUUUAAACAUUUGAAUAUAGUCAGUUGUUAACAAAAUUCAAUUGUUCGAUCCUUAUAUUUAAUAAUUUAAUUAUUUAAAUAUUAAAUUAUUUAUACCUUUGAUAAUUACGAUCUCCGAUUGUUUAUAAUUGGAAUUUCGAUAAAAGACGACAAGAUGGUGAUUUUUUUCUUUUUUAAAAAAAUGUCUUCUUUACAUUGAAAGUGUACGCUGAUAAUAAUUUAUUUAGCAACGAAGAAAAUAUCCCCGAGAUUUUUGCAUUUGAUUUAUAUAGAAUAAUAUGAAUAUUUAUAUCGCUUGUUUUUGAUACAUUUGUUUUGCAAUAAGGUUGUGUUGUUAGCGUCGUGGCAUGAUUUUUCACUUACCGGCACGAACUAGUAUUAAAUGUAAACGAAAGUGGAGAAACAAAAAUAUAUAUAAAUGAAAAAUAUUAAGAAAAGUUUUUAAAGAAAAAUGUAACUCGCUGUAUAAUCUAUUUUAAUACAUGUUUUUGAUGAUAUGAUGAGAAAAAAAAAGAAGAACAAAACAUUGUUAUUGAGGAAUUAAAAUAACGAUGGAUUUGACGUAAAAAUAUUAUGCUAAUUCAUAUCUCUUGGCUGAAUUUUGUAACGAUAUAAAGUACAGUGCUUGGAGUUUGGUCUUUUAUAUAUCAUCUUAAACUUGGAGCAUUUUUUCUACAAUUGCAAUACAAAUAAAAUACGUCUUUGCUUUUUGUAAAGGAAAUGUUUUGCGAUGUUGCAAAUGCUUUGCAAUAUUGAUAGCAUUGAUUCUUGCGAUUAAUUAUUAGUAAUGCAAUUGAAGUGAUAUGAGGCUCAAUAUCAAACUUUACAUUAAUGCCUCUCACGUUCGUUUACUUCGACAAAAAAUCGGCUGUAUAUACAAAAUAGUAAAUAACAUUAUACAAUAAUUUCUUGAAUAAAGUCAUUUUUUUACAUAA
Molecule: messenger RNA, 2950 nt
Organism: Leptopilina heterotoma
Lineage: Eukaryota; Metazoa; Arthropoda; Insecta; Hymenoptera; Figitidae
Gene: Dlic
Product: cytoplasmic dynein 1 light intermediate chain 2
Exons: 10
Coding region: 59-1513 (484 amino acids)
Biological process (GO): microtubule cytoskeleton organization; microtubule-based movement
Cellular component (GO): centrosome; cytoplasmic dynein complex
Molecular function (GO): dynein heavy chain binding
Source: RefSeq, a predicted model, not a curated record